Messenger RNA from Fusarium musae, 1686 nucleotides. It is a transcript of the gene DBP2, whose product is annotated as ATP-dependent RNA helicase dbp2. NCBI's taxonomy places the organism in Eukaryota, Fungi, Ascomycota, Sordariomycetes, Hypocreales, Nectriaceae. Gene Ontology annotation, cellular component: cytoplasm; nucleus; ribonucleoprotein complex. The transcript is spliced from 7 exons. Gene Ontology annotation, molecular function: ATP binding; RNA binding; RNA helicase activity. Gene Ontology annotation, biological process: rRNA processing. The coding region runs from base 1 to 1686 and encodes 561 amino acids. The record is from RefSeq and is a predicted model, not a curated record.
AUGUCUGGCUACGACGGCGGAUACAGCGGCGGCGGUGGCCGCGGAGGAGGUGGCUACGGCGGUGGUGGACACGGCCGUGAUCGCGGCGAUCGUGGUGGUGACCGAGGCGGUGACCGCAAUGGUUACGGCGGUGGUGGCUACGGAGGCCGAGGCAACGGAUACGGUAACGGAAAUGGUUACGGCGGCGGCGGUGGUUUCGGAGGUGGUGGUUUUGGAGGCGGCUAUGGAGGAGGUGCCGGCGGUGACCGCAUGGGUGCCCUCGGCGCUGGCCUCAAGAACCAGGAGUGGGAUGUCAACUCCCUCCCCAAGUUCGAGAAGUCUUUCUACAAGGAACACCCCGAUGUCACAAACCGAUCUGACGCUGAUGUGGAAGCCUUCCGCCGUAAGCACCAGAUGACCAUCGCUGGCAAGGAUGUUCCCAGACCCGUCGAGACUUUCGAUGAGGCUGGCUUCCCCAGAUAUGUCAUGGAUGAGGUCAAGGCCCAGGGCUUUCCUGCCCCUACCGCCAUUCAGUCCCAGGGUUGGCCCAUGGCUCUUUCCGGUCGUGAUGUCGUUGGUAUUGCCGAGACAGGCUCCGGAAAGACUCUUACGUAUUGUCUCCCCUCCAUUGUCCACAUCAACGCCCAGCCUCUCCUUGCCCCCGGCGACGGCCCUAUUGUCCUCGUCCUUGCCCCCACUCGUGAACUUGCUGUUCAGAUUCAGGAAGAGAUGAAGAAGUUCGGCCGAUCUUCUCGCAUCCGAAACACUUGUGUUUACGGUGGUGUCCCUAAGGGUCCUCAGAUCCGCGAUCUCUCUCGAGGAGUUGAGGUCUGCAUUGCCACCCCUGGCCGCUUGAUUGAUAUGCUUGAGGCUGGUAAGACUAACUUGCGCCGUGUCACUUACCUCGUUCUCGACGAGGCUGAUCGCAUGCUCGACAUGGGUUUCGAGCCCCAGAUUCGCAAGAUUAUUGGCCAGAUUCGACCUGACCGACAGACUCUGAUGUGGUCCGCUACCUGGCCCAAGGAGGUCCGCGCUCUGGCUUCCGACUUCCUCCAGGAUUUCAUCCAGGUCAACAUUGGUUCCAUGGAGCUCGCUGCCAACCACCGUAUCACACAGAUUGUCGAGGUUGUCACAGACAUGGAGAAGCGUGACCGCAUGAUCAAGCACCUUGAGAAGGUUAUGGAGAACAAGGAGAACAAGAUCCUCAUCUUUGUCGGCACAAAGCGAAUUGCUGACGAGAUCACUCGAUUCCUCCGCCAGGAUGGAUGGCCCGCGCUCUCCAUUCACGGAGACAAGCAGCAGAACGAGCGUGAUUGGGUGCUUGACCAGUUCAAGACCGGAAAGUCCCCCAUCAUGGUGGCUACUGACGUGGCCUCGCGUGGCAUCGAUGUGCGCAACAUCACUCAUGUGUUGAACUACGACUACCCCAACAACUCGGAGGACUACAUUCACAGAAUUGGUCGUACCGGCCGUGCCGGUGCCAAGGGUACCGCCAUCACCCUCUUCACUACUGACAACCAGAAGCAGGCCCGUGAUCUUGUCAAUGUUCUCCAGGAGGCCAAGCAGCAGAUUGACCCUCGCCUUGCUGAGAUGACUCGAUAUGGUGGCGGUGGUGGUCGCGGCUACGGUGGAUGGGGACGUGGUCGCGGCGGUGGUAGAGCCAACGCCAACAGCCAGCCCAUCGGCAACCGCAACCGUCGAUGGUAA